This is a messenger RNA of Coregonus clupeaformis (lake whitefish), 2809 nucleotides long. Its product is annotated as centrobin-like. Gene Ontology annotation, biological process: centrosome separation; centriole replication; regulation of cilium assembly. Gene Ontology annotation, cellular component: centriole; centrosome. The coding region runs from base 1 to 2733 and encodes 910 amino acids. The transcript has 20 exons. The record is from RefSeq and is a predicted model, not a curated record. NCBI's taxonomy places the organism in Eukaryota, Metazoa, Chordata, Actinopteri, Salmoniformes, Salmonidae.
AUGGCAUCAGUCAGGUGUGAAGAACUACAAAGUGACAUAGAACCUUUGCAUAUAUCAGCCCCCACCUCUCCUCCACCCGUUUCUCUCCUCACCGCUUCCCUUUCGAAACAAGCCCCUCCCUCCCCCUCUCUGAUCUGCUCCUGGCCUUCCUCGCCCCGCUCCCUGUGGGAUGAGUCUCGUGAGGUCACAGCCCGCCUCUACUCCUCGCUGCAACUCACCCGAGACCUCCAGGCCAAAGGUCAACCAUCACCAGGCCACAGUCACAGACAGGUGUCAUUUCAGUUUUCUUCACAGCUGGGGGGGGAGGGAGGGGGUAAGGCUAGACCCCCCCUGAACCUCCACACCCCCUCCCCCGGGGGGAAACAGGAGGAGGGAGAGGAAGAGAGGGUGUUGGUAGAGGAGAUGGGUGUUAAUCUCCAGACCAGUGUGGACUACAGCAACAGACUGACUAAUGGCAGGAGACAUAUCCAGGACAUGGAGAACGUCAGAGCUCACCUCCAAACCAUGCUGAGAAGCACACCUACAUUGGAGGCAGAUGAAGGCAGCAGUGUUACAGGAAGUCCCAACCAGUCAUUUAACAGUGACAGCACCUCACAGCUACUCAGUGGUGGGGUAGGAGGUAUAGAGGAGUUGUUCCCGCGGUAUUCUUCUCGUCUGCGUUCUGACAGUGUCUUCUCCUCCCCGGAAACCACUGUCCUGAGGGAGAGCCUAGACAGGGAGAGGACCAGCCGCAAGAGUAAGGCUCUGGAGCUGCAGCAAAGGUUGGCUCUCGCUAUGUCAGCUGACCGGAAGAAGGACAUCAUGAUCGAGCAGCUGGAUAAGACCCUGGCUAAGGUGGUUGAAGGCUGGAGGAAACAUGAGCAGGAGAAGAGUGAGGGAGUGAAGAGACUACAGCAGGAGAAGGAGCUGGCGGAGAGACGACAUACACAGCAGCAAGAGAGCCUUGCUCAAUUAGAGCAGUCUCUGGCUCAGGUUGCUGAGGCGCUGGAGCAAGAAAAGAAACACUCUGAUGAACUACAGAGAACCAACAGACAGCUGGUGAGUGUGUGUGAGCGAGACGGGCUGCAUCUACAGGCCCAGGAAGCCCAGGCUGCUCUGACCUGCCUCCAGGAGCAAACAGCCAAUGAGAGAAGAUCGCUGGAGGACCAGACAGUCCAGCUAGCCAAUCAACUGCAAGAGGAGAGGGAGUGCAAGCAGCAAGAGGAGCAGCAUUUGGUGGAGGUAAGACAGGAGUUGGAGGAGGUGAGAGGAGAGUUGGCCAAAGUGAGGGGGAGACUGCUACAGCUGGAGGAGGAGGAAGUAGACUCGCGGAGAGAGAGGGACACGGAGCGCAUGGACUGGGCUCUGGAACAGGCCCGGUUUGAAGCCCAGCGUUCUCAGUUGGAAGUAAAGCUGAAACAGGAGACUGAGAGACUGUCAGCUUUACAGCAGGAACACAUUGCCCUGAAAGAACAGCACAGGAAGCAGCUGCUGGACCUGAGUGCUCGCCAUGAGAGAGAACUUUCCUCCCAGUUACAGCAACACCAGCAGCACACACUCACACUCACCCAGGACUACCAGACCAGGCUGGCCCACUCCAAGCAGCAGUCUGUUUUGUUGGAGGAGAGCAGGAGGAGGCUCGAAGUGCAGAGAGAGGAGCUUGUGAGCAGACUGCAGAGUUUACUACGCUCCCAUUGGACAGAAGCGCUGAGACUGCUCAGCACACAGGCAGAAGGGUCUUCUCUUCCUUCGCUGUGGGACGAGCCCAAAGACUGGAUGAACCAACAUCUACUACAGAAACCAUCUAGUUCACACAUUACAGCACAGUACAGAGCUGCAGCUCACACGCACAUGGUGCAGAGAGAGCAGGAGGGGGAGGAAGUUGCUCGCUUGGCACAAGACGCUCAAGCAGUGGUCCUCCGACUCUCCAGAGAGAGGGGGGGAUUAAGUGGCGAGGGCGAAGCAAGAGCGAUAACAGAGGGAAGAGAGAGAGGAUGGGGGAGAGGCGCAGGAGGAGAAGAGAGUGGAAUCCUCAGUGUGCUGAACCACACUCUCUCCUUCAACCCUCUGGAGCCACAACUAGACACCACCAACAUGACAGCAGGACUUGAGGAGUUGUGUGACAGAGGGGGAGAUCUGAGGGGAUGGGUGUCAGAGGAGGAUGAGGGAGAAAGACUGAGAGCUGGAAGUGGAGAGAGGCAACAGUGGGCGGAGAGGGGUUCCAGCCUCAACUCUGACCCCAGACCUAACUCUGACCCCAGCCCCAGCCCUAACUUUGACCCCGAAAGGAGGAGUGAACUACAGUACUAUGUCUCCAUGUUAUUAGAUCGUUCUCCAGGAGAGCCCGUGGAGAGUCCAGCUCAGGACAACACAGGUCUGGGGUCGUCGUGGGACAGUGUGAAGUCUCAGCCUCACGCCCCUCUGGACACCCCCUCCUCCCCUGGAGACAAAACCAGACACCCCACACACACUCCAGCUAACACAGGUCUGGUGUCAGCCCAGCUCAGGUCUCUCCUGGCGCAGUUCCCAUCCCAGCCUGACAGGGAAGCGCUCUCUCUGCAGUUGCUGUCUAUGCUGACCCAUGGGUCUGAUGGUGAGUGUGAAGAGAAGCCGAGCCGCCUGAAGAAGAUAGACCCACUCCUCCGGAACUCUGGGGUGUCCCGGGUAGCUAGUCAGGGGUCUGGGGUGAGGGGUCAGGUGCCGGGUAUGAGGGGCAGAAGGGGGUGGCAAGGAAGGGGGGGAGCGUGGAGAUGAUGUUUUUUUUAAAGCUGUUUGAAUGUUUCACCACAUCACAUAUGUUUGUGACUGUUAUUAAAAUCCACUUUUUCUA